Molecule: messenger RNA, 5314 nt
Organism: Marmota monax (woodchuck)
Lineage: Eukaryota; Metazoa; Chordata; Mammalia; Rodentia; Sciuridae
Gene: Xkr5
Product: XK related 5
Exons: 7
Coding region: 1-2067 (688 amino acids)
Biological process (GO): apoptotic process involved in development; engulfment of apoptotic cell; phosphatidylserine exposure on apoptotic cell surface
Cellular component (GO): plasma membrane
Source: RefSeq, a predicted model, not a curated record
AUGCACGCGGGGCUCCUGGGGCUCUCCGCCCUGCUGCAGGCGGCGGAGCAGAGCGCGCGCCUCUGUACUGUGGUUUACUACUUCACCACAGGACAGCUUCUCUGGGGAUGGCUGGCGUUUUCUGUCCUCCUGCCUGGCUUCCUGGUCCAGGGCCUGAGCUAUCUGUGGUUCCGAGAAGAUGGGCAUCUGGGACGUAGCCUGUUGGUGAUGCUGCACCUCCUGCAGCUGGGCGUCUGGAAGCGGCACUGGGACACUACAUCAAUUGCUCUGUCAAAGGCAGAGGAGGCUCCCCACUGGGGACAGCUGUGGCUGCAGGAGGCUGACCUGUCAGCGCUCCGGCUCCUGGAGGCCCUGCUGCAGACGGGGCCCCACCUGCUGCUCCAGACAUAUGUUUUUCUAGCCUCAGACUUCACAGAUGUUGUGCCAGGAGUCAGCGCCCUGCUCUCCUGGUCCUCACUGUCCUGGGCCCUGGUGUCCUACACCCACUUCCUGGGUGUCCUGAAGCCAGGCCACCGCGUCAUGCCAUGGGCUGCCCUCUUCUGCCAGCAGCUCUGGCGGAUGGGCAUGCUGGGGACCCGCGUCCUGAGUCUGGCUCUGUUCUGCAGAGCUUACCGCGUUUGGGUCCUGGUGGUUGGAGGUGCCCACUGGCUGGUGAUGACGUUCUGGCUCGUAGCCCAGCAGAGUGACAUCAUCGACAGCACCUGCCACUGGCGACUCUUCAACCUGCUGGCGGGGGCCGUGUACAUCCUCUGCUACCUCGACUUCUGGGACAGCCCUUCCAGAAGGAGGAUGGCCACCUUCUACUCGGUAAUGCUGCUGGAAGACAUCAUUCUUUUGGUGCUGGCCACUGACUUCCUCCAGGGGGCCUCAUGGAGCAGCCUGUGGACCAUAGCUGGGGUCUUGUCUGGAUUUCUGAUAGGCAGUGUGUCGCUGGUUAUUUAUUACAGCCUGCUACACCCCAAAUCCACAGACAUCUGGCCAGGCUUCGUGAGGACGUGCCGAGGCCCUGCUGGCAGGGACAGCGCAGAGCAGGAGGCCCCACCCCAGACCACGGCUCCAGCAGCCGGAAGGCCUGAGAGCGCAGAGUCCUGCCACAGAGAAAGCUGGGUGCCUGCCAGUGUGGAGAAGGCCCCCAGCCCAGAGCAGGGCCCUCCAGGGGCAGAGACGGGGGACCCAGGCUCCAGGGAAGGGUCCCUCCUGAGCCGCCACCACUGGCUGCUGGUGAAACUUGCCCUAAAAACAGGAAAUGUGCCCAAGAUCAACGCAGCCCUGGGAGAGGACAGUCCUGGCUGCCCUUGUCCCCCCACAUGGGGGUCCAGUCAACACUGCAGUCUGCAGGGGCAGACCCUAUGUACCCAGAAAGCCCACCUGUCAUCCCCCCAUGAUGCUUCAACCCUAGAGAAAGGCUCCAAGUUUGAAGGGACCCCAAAAGCAGAGGUGGACGCCUUGGAAACCUCGAGUUACAUCUCUUUUGCCAGUGAUCAUCAGGACAGUGUGCCCACCCAGAAGCCAUCAGCCACACGCGGGGAGGACAACCCAAAGGAGAGAGCCAGGGCUGCCCCCAGGGAGCAGGGGAGGACUGCAGGGGGGCAGCUGAGAGGAAGCGAGGGACAGGAGAGCACAACACUGUACUUCAGUGCCACCACGGAAGUGGCCAUGUCCUCACCCCAAGAGGGCAGCCCCAUGACCCUGCUGAUGGCCCGCUCCAGGAGGAUGCCGGGAGAGAGCAGCCCUGCCCAGCCUCCCUUGCCCCAGCCCGGUGCCAAGUCCUUCCCCCUCACUGUGGCCAACAUCAGCCCCAUCCUAGGCGCAGGCCCGUGCAGACACUUCCGCCCCAGCCCAGGCCUCCCUGGACCAGCCCCGGGUGGCUCCGAGGGUGGGGAGUGGCAGGAGCCGGCAGAGGCCCUGAGCCAUCCUGCUGUAGUUGGCACCCCGAGGCUGUGGCCACAGAUGAGCCUGAGAUCCGCUGAAGAGCCCCGCCUCACAUCCACCCCCAAGUCCGAGCCCAUCCAGAGGGACUGCAGCUGCCCGGACAGGAUGAAGCACGAGGCAAGCUUUUACAUCUGACCACAGUCACAGUGAGACAACAGGUCACAAAUGGGGCCAGCCACUGGGUGCCAUGAUGAGAGAAACCACCUCCAACGUCUUCGUCCUUGGACGGGCUUUUCCUCCUCUGGCUCGCCAUCUGCCCACCUGAAAAAUGAGGGAGCAGGACUGGAUGCCCCCUGUACCUCCCGCAAGAACGUCUCCCGUGGCACCUGCACAGGGGACAUCCUAGCACAGUGUACCCAGGUGAAGAGGCUCCCAGACUGCUCACCUCCUCCAGUGAGCUGAAUGGUCCCCAUUUCCCAUCUUGGUGGCACUAGGAAACAAAGGUAAAACUCAGUUCUGUUUUACCCUGGGUUCUUUUGUAACUAACUUUUCCUGACACUGAGUGCUUAUUAAUUUUUUUAUUAAAUGUAUUCCAACUGCAUUAUUUCUUGGAGUCACACAGCUAGACAAUGCAAACUCUGGAAGCAGACAAGAACUACAGUGCCUGGAGUCAACAGAACUGAACCCGCAAACGCCGUUCUGAGAUUUCCUCCGCUCUUUGGCAGAGUCUGGAUGGUAUUUUUCAGUGAAAUCCCAGCUCUCCUUCCCGCAGGCCAGCCGGCCAGCAGUUCUUUGUCUGCUUUUGAUAACUGCCAUCCUGACUGGCGUGAGAUGAAACCUGAGAGUAGGGUUUUCCUUGAUCUCCAAACACUGCUUCCUCCUCCAUUCCACGUGAGACUCAAGUGCAUCCAGCGAGGGCCGCCAGCCCUCACUCCUCUCUACAGGCUGUCCCUGUGGGUAGGAAUUUCCAUCGUUUCUCUGCGCCUUCCUUCACCGCUGGCUAAGGAAAUCCAAUCAUAAACCCUCUAGAGAAAGGACAUGGGGAGGGCUGUGUGCUGUUAGGGUGGGGAGUUUCUCCUCUCCAAGUGUCUCUGGGUCCAGGGACAGCAUCGGAGCCCCAAAGAGGACAAGAAGCCAGCCUCGCUCAGGCCAAGACCACACAAACAUCAGCAGUGAGCUCACAGGCAUCCUCGUCACCAGCCAUGGAAGCCAAUCAGACACUUCAAUGCCACAGUAAACAUUAACUAUGGGGAGUUUUAAAAGAAUGAGUAAGUCAUAGUGACAGUCACUGUGCCUCACAUCAUCCAUUUUUUUUCCUCCUCUGCCUAGGUUCUCACCAGCUGAGUGAGAAGAACAUGGGCCCCUCAAUUCCUCCCAUUCAUCCUCUGAUUCUCAAUUCCAGCACGCCUUUAAUUUUUUUGAGUUCUAAUUAGUUAUACAUGAUAGUAGAAAGCUCUUCAAUUCUUUGUACACAAAUGGAGAAUUUUUCACUUCUCUGGUCAUACAUGGAGUAACAUCAUUCGUGUAGUCAUGCAUGUACCUAGAGAAUGAUGUUCGUCUCAUUCCACCAUCUUUCCUACCCCUUGCCCCCUCCCCAACCAGGAAGGCGGUCACCGUAAUAGGAGUUGGCUUGUUCAACUUUUCUUCUCUAAUGUAGCUCCCAAGUCAGAGACGGCGAUGCGGUAAUUAUAGCCUUGCCAUAACAAGUGUAUCAGUGUGGACUUUUCCAUGGUAUUUUUCCAUGGGAGGUUUCCUCCUGUGAGAUGUUAACUUAAGAUCUGGAUUAUAGCUUUCACUUCAGAGCAGGCGAUGCUGCAGCCUGAAGUCGGUGAUGACGCUGGCUCUGGUAGCGUGGAUCACAAGGGGGACACUGGUCACAUUGAUUCUGGAGACACUGAUGGUGAGGACUGGUGGUUGCUCAGUGCAGGAGCUGACCCCAGCAAACUGCAUCAUCUCCCACGUUUUUAACCAGCUCCCCAGAGGUGAUGUCAAACCCGCACACUCUGGAUGGGGUGUCGCUCUUCUCUGCCUCACAGCUCCUGUGGGGAGGCACUCCUCCUGCCUGCCACAUGGUCAUCGCUCCUCCCGACAGUGGGCCCCUCACUACCGCCUGCUCCUUUUCCUUACCAGGUGAGCUGCUGGGGGGAAAGGUCCACCUGGUGCUGAGGCCUCUGCUGGACUCAUCCUCCACCCCCACCUCUGGUCCCCGCUGGCUUCUCCUUCCCUUACAGCCGCCAUGCUGACUGUCCACUGCCCCCCAGUGCCCCUCAACACGGCUCUGCUGCACCUUUGCCCAGACUCCGUGCUGUGGCCACCCAUCUGCUUAGACCUGGAGGAGGGCAGAGUCGCUCCUGGGCACCGGAACCUGGCUCGCUGCUCUAAUGGGCUGCUGCCUCAGGAGGGGGUCGUCACCCAGGUCUCUGACAUGGGGUUUGCUCCCAGGGCACUUAUCUGCGGCUACAACCACCUGGGGAGCUGGACGGGCUCUCGUGACCUCGGCUUCUAAGAAGGGUCAUGGCCGGCUCUUACUCUCAGGUGUUGCACUUACCUGUGGACCAGGGCAGCCUGUCCACCUCAGAUCAGCUCCCACCCUGGGACAGGACUAGCAAACGUUCAGGCUCAGGUGCAGACAGAGAAGGCCUGCUGCUGGCUCUUUGGGGGGCCUGUGGCUUGGGCUGUGAUCUGGGACGGGAGAGGGAGCCUGAGGAGACAGAAGAGGCCUCGCCGACAUUCUGAGGGACAGCACAGUGCCAUCUCCAGUGGCCGGUCUGAGGCCCACUUUCCCUGUGCCACAAUGCCUUUUACCACGGGUAGCAGAGCUGCAAGCCCUGACUAAAGUCUCCCCAUUUUGCUAAUUUUUCCUGGAAUGUCACAGGCUCUGUGCUGGCUUUGAAGACCCAGAGCUCCAAGUGGGGAUGGGUGUCCAGCCUGGGAGAGGUCAGUGGAGGGCAGAGGACAGGAGGCAGCCAGGGAGAGGUGAGGUGGAGGAGGCCAGCAGGACAAAGUUCCUCCACUUAUCUCAUGCACACCCCCCCCCAUUAUGGAUUAGCAUCCACUUAUUGGAGAAAACAUUCAGCCUUUAGUUUUUUUGGGAUUGGCUUAUUUCACUUAGCAUGAUGUUCUCCAGCUCCAUCCAUUUACCUGCAAAUUCCAUGAUUUUAUUCUUUUAAUGCUGAGUAAUAUUCCCUGCAGGUCCUGGGGGCUGGGUUUCCCUGCCUGAGUAGGAAUGGCGGAGAGGAAAACGCAUGAAAGCUAUGGCCUGCAGCUUGUGGACGGCCAGGUGUCCCCUCUGGGAGAAGAAGUUAGGUUGUUACGGUUUGGAUGGGAGGUGUCCCCCGAGAGGUCAAGAGUGAGACAAUCAAGAAGGUUUCCAGGUGGAAUGAUUGGGUAAUGAGAGCCUUAACCCAAUCAGUGAGUUAGUCCCUGGUGGGAUUAACUGGGU